This is a messenger RNA of Mollisia scopiformis, 2190 nucleotides long. RefSeq lists its product as uncharacterized. The transcript has 2 exons. The coding region runs from base 297 to 1997 and encodes 566 amino acids. NCBI's taxonomy places the organism in Eukaryota, Fungi, Ascomycota, Leotiomycetes, Helotiales, Mollisiaceae. The record is from RefSeq and is a predicted model, not a curated record.
UGUUCUUCUUGAUAACACAACACCUGCUGCUGCGCGCCUGUCCGAAUCAAUCCCCUCUUAGCGCCGUUUUAAGUCUCUAACUUACUGGCACUGGUCUCUUCCACGUCUCAAAUUCUUCUUACCUCAUAACUUCUUUCCCUCUUCUCUUCCUUUUCCACUUCCCUCUUUAAUAAUUCAAUUCCACCCACACCCGCCCACCCACACACCUCACUCUUCACUCUUUCUUUCUUUCUUUCCUUCCUCCUUUUGACUUUCCCACGUCUCACGUCUUGAGGACACCGAAGACGCAUUCAAUAAUGGAGCCUUUGAGUAUUUCACGCUCAGAGUCCCUGAGCACGGAGGAGAUGGAUGGCCUGUCCGUUCUGGAGUCGCCCGAGCCUAGGUCUGACACACCACUGAACGACACCCACAACUCUCUGAGCACAGACACCGAGAAGGGCAUUGUCGUCGAGGCGCCAGCCAUUGGAUUUGCCGAAUCUUCCGCAACUAUGCCUGGCCAAGAGGAAGAGGAUGAUGAGGAAGUCGUCACGCCAUUCCACAAGAGGAAGCGCGCUUCGGUCAAUUACAACUUAGACGAAAAUGACUACAAGCUCGUCCGAGGAAGUCCCCAUAUCGAACCACCCGCAAAGCGCACCAAGCAGUCGCAAAAGAUCCGAGGAGUCAUCAUUGGUGUUUGGCGCGACAGUGAUCAGCCAGACGACGCCGACAAGCAUGUCAUCUACGGCUUCAUCGACAUCCACGACCGCCUUCGUACGCGCAUCUAUGGUAUGAACCGUCGUGGCGAAGAGUUGAUUGCCAAUGCGCCCACCGGUGCUGGAGGAUGUUGGGUUACGUUCGAGAGAGUUAUCUUCGACGCGCAUUUGAAGGGGCUUAAUUCGGCUGAGAUCAAGGAAUACGUCAAGAUCCGAUCGGAAAUGAAGCCAGAAACAACUGCCGAGGAGCGACAUGAAGCUGACACCAAAGCCGUGUUGAAGGCUAAAGCAUACGUUGCCGAGCACGAGGGUGCAUCGCCUGGACUCAAGCCUGUUGUACACCGCAAUUCGCUUGGCCGCACUGGGCUUCACCGUCACUCGCUCCCUCGUCAAGCCCUGCACAAGACGCCAAGCUUCCAGGCUGUCAAUGCGGCCGACAUGCAAACUCCAAAGGCUUCUCCAUUCUCUGAGUCUAAACCUUCUGGUGUUCUGCUUGGGUAUUGGGCCGACUCGGAUGAACCUCGUUUGGAAGAUAAGCAUGCCGUCUACGGCGUCCUCAGUGGAACCGACUGCUUCCGUGUCAAAGUUCAACGAGUAACUCGUGAUGGCCGAUUUGUUGAUGGUAACUUCCCUGUCGGUGCUGGUGCGCUCUGGCUCCAUUACGAUAAGGUUGUCCUCGAGCCUCAUAUUGCCCAUCUCAAUCGAUUGGAGGUCAAGGAGUACUGUCGCAUUCGUCAACGCGAGCAGGAGAACAGAGAGUCGGACAAGGAGCGCAAGACUAACGAGCUAAAGGCUGCUCAGAGAGCUCAACAAGUUGUAGCUGAGCAUGGCACUAAUGGCAUCGCUGCUGAUCAGAACGGAAGUCCUGAUUUCGAGCCUCGUCAUAGCUCCAGAUCGGAACAUCGACUCUCCGCCAGAAACCAAGCCGAAGCUGAUGCCGCCGCUGAGAAGAUGAGAAAGGAUAAGGCUGAAGCCCGUGAGCGACAAAAUGAGAAGACUCGCAAGGAGGUUGCAAUGGCCGAAGCUGUCAUUCAAGAAGCUGCUCAGAUGGAGUUGAAGCACAACUUGAAGAAGCUCAACAAGGUCUGGAUCGCCCAACAACAAGCUACGGAGCCAACUCGAGCAUCAAGCAUUUCAGGAAGCAUGGUCACCGAGAACGAAGUCCGAUAUCACAACGGCAUCAAGUACGAGCGCAAGCAAAAUGGCCCAUUCCAAGGAAAGCUUGUUAGCCAGGCGCAAAUCUUUAGCAUUGACGGGGAGGACUAUGUAGAAUACCGUGUACUCACCAAGCCAUCUUUCUUUUAGGGGGAGACGCAUACAUUUGUCUCUUAGGGAUGGAUACUAGAUUGACACUCGCUCGCGAGGGACUGUACUCUUGUACGGAUAAUUGGCGUUAUGCAUACGUUGCUUUUUUUCUACUCUGUCUUUGUACCAAAGAUUCAUCUCUCUUGCGCGUCGUUUUUACAAAUUGCAUCAUAUGCGGCAGAGGAAAAGCUCA